AUGAAAUCAUCAAAUAGUGAUGCCAUGACUGCUAUUUAUUGUCAUGAAACGAAUGAGAGUGAUCAAUUAACAAUACGAUGUAAAUCAAAUGAAAAAAUUCGUAUGUUAGAUGCAUUUUAUGCACGAGCUCAAAAUCGAACUCGUCCAUAUUGUCAACAAGGUUUUGAUAUCAAUGAUUGUAAAGUACACACAAGUUUUUCAUCUGCUUGUUCUGGUAGAGAAAAUUGUACAAUAUAUCUUCAACGAACAUGGUUAUCCGAAUGUUCAUCAAACAAUGGAAAUGAGAAUGAAUUAUGGUCAGAUUAUACUAUGGCAUUUUAUGAAUGUAUUUCAGAUGUGUUUAUCCACAAUAUUUGCAGUGAUAAAGAAUUUACAAAUGUAUGGGGUACAUUUCAAACGCCACAUUUUCCAAAUCCAUACAAUCCACAUGACGAUUGCUGGUGUAAAUUGUCAACACAGCGAAAACAUCGAAUAUUAUUAUCAGUUAUUGUUUUUCAAUUAAUUCCAUAUGAUCAUGAAUGCGCUGGUGCUGGAUUGUAUCUUCAAAGUAGUGAUACACAACGUAGUACACAAUGUACAUAUUUGAAUCAAGGACAUAAUUAUUUGAGUGAUACAAAUGAAUUGUAUAUCAAUUUUUAUAGUCAUACACCAACGGUUCGAGGAGGAUUUUGGAUUAUCUAUGAAGCUAGUAAUGUUAAUGGAAAAGUUCAUCUUCAAUGUGGUUCAAUGGAUACAGUCUAUCCUCAUAGUAGUCAAAAUGGUUCACCUCGAAUGAGUUCAUUAUCACCAAUAUCAACCGGAUUUGAUAAUGGUUGGGCACGUCUAGCAUUCAAUUCAUUAACUAACACAAUAAAAACAACAACAAUAUCAUCUAUAAAGACAAAUACUUAUCAACGAAGUGACGAUGAUAAAAUAAAAAUGUUAAGAUUAAUAGGUGGCAUUGCGGAAGAAUCAUCGGAUUUAUUAGAUCGUAAUUUUCAUCAAUCUUAUGAUGAAAAAAAUGAACAUCAAAUUUAUCCGCAUAAAAUUCAUAAAACAAGUACAAUUAGUCCAAGAUUGUUAUCAGUCAAUCAUGACCCAUACAAUAAAGAUUUGAAUAAUAAAGAAGCAGCCGCCUUUUCAUAUUCUCCCGGUUCAUUAUCAACAUUUGAAUUAGCUUGGGGAUCACAAGGAUGGUAUCUAAACUUUCCAUCAUCGAGUUCCAUAUCAACGCGUCUGAUGUAUCCAACAACAACUCGAUCGACAAACGACGUUGUAGCUUAUUUGAAUAAAACUGAUCAGAUAUAUACACAGCGAAAUAUUAAUGAUACGCUACGUUUAUUAAACGUACCGAUUGUACAACCAACAAAAUCGACACCAACAAUAAUAAAAUGGAACUCAACAUGGCAUUAUGGCUAUACGAAACGAAUAACAAAUAUACAGAAAAAGUCUAGUAAUAAUCCUUUAACAACUCAAACAUUGCAUGCUUAUGCAACGAAUUCAUCUACUACUCGAAGAAUCAUUGAUACGAGUUUUCACACAACGUCUAAUUUCAUGCCAGUUGACAGCACUACAGAAAAAUCUAAUCCAACACAUAACAGCACAUCAAAAAUACGAGAAAAAUUUUUCACAACAUUAGCAUCAAAUUUCUUUUAUCCAAUAUUAUCCAGUGAGAAAAAUCAUACAAAUUCAACUGCCAUUAACACAAUAACAUAUACGACGAACAUCACAACUACAAAAAUGAAACAAUUACCUUUUGAUACUUCAACAUUAUCAUCGCCUACAACAACAGCUCGAUAUACAAUUGAUUAUUCAUUAUUAAAUUUUAAUCCGUUAUUAUUCUUCUCUACAACACCAACAACAUCAAAAUUGGCAGGGAAAAUAAAUCAAACAAACGCAUCAAAACCUGAGAUAUCAUCAUCAACAAUAACGAUUCCUCCACCAACACCAUGGUACUCUCCACAAGGACCAUUUGACUGGUGGCAUUGGAUAUGGUAUACAAAAACAACAACUACCACUUCAAAAGGUAUAACAAAAAAAGCUUUAAUCUUAACAUCAACCACCACUACAACAAUAAAACAGACAACAGCUAUAAAUACGACUAGUACAAUAAUAUCCGCAACGACAAGAACGACUACUCUUAAGAAAUCCUAUACAAAUAGUUCAACACAAUCGCCAGAAACAAGAAAAGUGUUAAGUUAUUCUACUCCAGUUAUUAUAUUUCCAAUUCUUUUUCCCUCAAAUAUGACAUCGACAACCGAUCGCAUACUUUUCGUAACAAAAUUGACAUCAACACCGAAUCAUCAAUCUAUAAUCAAUAGUACAAUUCGAACAUCAGCUCUCAGUACUACGAUCACCACACAUACGAGUGGAAAAACUCGGACUGCCCAAAGUCAUACCAUCGACUGGUUUAAAUUUCCAGUCAUCAAACAGAAACACAACAGUUUUCCAUCAUCGCAUUCAUCUCAUCGAACACAUUCAUUUUCGUUAUCAAGCAGCAAGAGGAGUCCCAAAUGGAAAUCAAGUACUCAACCUAGUACAACGACAUUUGAUAUUAGUGGAAUAGAUGACGAUGAGGGUGAGGGUGACGAUGAUCAGGAUUGGAACAGUAUAUUUUCAAAAGAUGCCAGUGAUUUAACAGUUAAACUUUCGUCUAAAAACAAUUUUCUUGCGACACAAUCAACGACACUAAUAGUAGAAACACUAUCGAACAGAUAUCAAGCCAAUAAUGAACGAAAUGCGCUUCCAAACAAUGUCAACAGUCUAAUGACUCCAACAAACGUUCAUAGUAUGAUUCGUCGUGUUAUUGAACAACGUAAUAAAAAAGUAAUGGAAAAUCGUCGUUUAAGUAAAACAGAUAUUACCAUUAUUGCUGUAUGUAUACUAUUCGUUAUUUUAUUGGUAAUAAUCAAUUUAAUUUUAUAUGCUGUUCGACGACAUCGUCAUCAAUUACAAAGACGUCAUUUGAUCAGUCCUUCAUUAGCAACAACUAUAGUGGGUACCACUGGUAGUAGCAUGAAUGGUACUAGUGGUACAAAUACAAUGCCGAAUAAUUCAGAUAUUUUACCAGCUGUUGGCGAAAUUGUUAUUUGGGGUGCAAAAGAUCAACGUGGUUAUAUGAUUGAUAAUAAUGGUACAUGGGCAAAAAUCGAAGGACGACAAUGGUUUGGAAGUAAUAUAUUCAAAGGUUGUAGCAAAAGUUCAUUGUCAAAAAGCUUUCGCUCCAAAUUUCGUGUUCGUUCAGAUAAAAAAGAAAUAAGACAAGCACAAUUAUUUAAGUGUCCUUUAUUAAUGGAUAGUGCCACAUUGAGUCCUGUACCAGAAUGUGACUAUGAAAGUUCUGAAUUAUCAUUGUCUGAUACCGUGCUUAACGGUAUAUCCAUAAAACGCUCAAAACCAAAUUUUAUUAAUAAAUCAGAAGUGAAAGAUAUAUCCGAAAGACUUGUAAAAAAUACCCAAGUUCUUGUUCAUACAACUGGUUCACACGAUCAAUUGUCAUCGAGAUAUAGUCGGCAACUUUCAAAUUCAACAGGAGAUUAUUAUAAACGAAUUAGUGGUGGUGAUGAUUCUAACUACACACUUGGAGAAGAUAUGGAAUCUUCCUUAGCUGAACAAGAUACAGAUAAAAGUGAAAAUCCUAUUGUUACAGUUCCAAUAUUAAUUCGAGAUUGUAAUUCACCAACAGACACGACGUACGAUCAAAAUUAUUCAAUACUAUCCGUUGUUGAGUAUUCAAGUACUCCUGUUCGUCCAAAUUAUUUACAACCGAGACAUCAUUCACACGAAAAUAACAACACAUUUUCAUCACCAACACAAAAUUCAGCAUCAUCAAAAUUUUUCUUGAAUAGUUUUCAAUCAUCUAAUACUGCAGCAGCCACGCAACAACGAUCACCAUUACAAUUAGAAUAUAUGGGUAGUAGUAGUGGAACUAGUAAUGUCACUGGACAGUUUUCACCCACACAACUGGAUACGUCUCAGGAAGCAUUUAAAAUAAAAAAUAUGACACUGACAACUGGAUAUUGUCAAACUGAGUUUACACCAUUGGAUCCAAAUUUAUUACUGAAAAAUAGUAAUUUAUUUCAAACAUUAUUAGAUUCAUCAUCAAAAGCUGUAACAUGUGAUGAUACGGCUGAACAUUUAUAUCGUUACUCACAAUCGGCUCAAUUGUCGACAUAUGACAGUGGUUUUAUCGAUGAUAAAAGUGAUCAAAGUAUUGUUUCAUCAUCAUCAAAUUUAUCAAAUACGAAACAGAUGAGACCGGUAUCAUGUCCGGAUGUGCAAAUAUUACAAUCAGAAAAUGAGAAAUCACCACAUAUUGAUCUAGUGAGAAGAAAAAGUUUUAUAAGGCAAACAUCUCCAGAGAGAUGCCGUUCAUUAUCGGGUGAUGAACACUAUCAACAACAACAACUACAAGAUGAACAAAAUGUUGAUACACAAUUGGAGCAAUUACUUGAACGUCAAAGAUUGAAUCAACAACUACAAUUAGACGAUUUACAAGCCAAUUUAAUCACUACUGCAGAUCACAAUACGAGUGCCAAUAGUCCAAAAGAGACGAAAAUAUCAGAGUGGCGUUCUACAAUACGAUCAAAAUUACGUCAAAUAGUCAAUAAUCCGGUUAUGGGGAAAAGAAGAGUCGAUACUUCUGAUGUAGAAUCAAAACGAGUCUCUUUUCCAGAUAAACAUGUUACACAACGCUUUUCUCCACCUUGUCAAUCACCACCAUAUUUCGGUUCAACGUCACAAGAACAACACGUCUCAUCAGCGCAACCAGCCAUACUAGAUCAAACAACAACUGAUCUCUCGAACAUGUUCACCACGUAUGACUUGUCACCAAUGUCAUUACAAAAGUUCAAUAGUAAUGGCGGAUUUGAUAAAACACAGUUAGGUAAUCGGAUGCGUUCAUUCUUUCCUGAUUACGAUGAAAAAUCGACUACAGUGUUAAUACCAAAAAAUAAUAAUAAUCGCAAUAGUCCUGAACCAAGUUCAUUGUCCGAUCAAACUCAUCUACAAAUGUCAUCACCUGUUCUACGUGAUUUAUUUGCAACAAAAGCGGCCAUCGAUGACGAUGAAGACCAACCUGUAAUUAUGAAAAAUUUACACUCUGUAAAAUCAUUGAAAAAAUUUUUUGAAACGCGAAUGCAACGUCAAGGUUUCCCAAGCGAAAUGAAUCUAUCGCCGGCAUCAUUUUUAGAUAAUAGACAGAAUGAACAACAACACCAGUUGAAUGUCGAGGAAAUGAACGAUGAUACGCAUGAACAAUUUUAUAGUAGUGGAUGUCUGAUCUCAAAUCCACUACCGAUGACGGAUAGUCAUAGAGUGGUUGAUAAUAAUAAUAAUAAUAAUAAUAAUAGUAUGAUAGAUGACGACAAACAACACUUGAUCUCAAUAAGAACAAAACUGUUAGAUAGUUUAAGACGAAAAAAACGAAUACCAAUAACAGACCAAAUCAGUCAGUCAUCAUCCACAGAUGUUGACAAUGACGAACAGUACCAUCGUCGUUCCACAACUCCAGUACAAUCAGCUAUAGCCGAAUAUUCCGAUUUAUCACAAAUAUCUUCGCAUAUUUAUGUUCAACAGCAACAACAAAAUGAACAACAAUCGAUUCCAAGUUUCGACCAUAAUAACCAUUUUACACUUUUGAACAACGAAAUGGAAUCUCAUCAUUUAUCUACUAUAACUAAACAAUCACCACAUUCACGACGAUUUCGUUCAUCGUCAAGUAAUUCGUUUGAAAAUAGUUUAGAUAUUUUGCAGCACCAGUCAUCAUCACAGUUGACAAGAGCUCAUGUCAAGCGAUCAUUAUCACAUGAUCCUAAUUAUUCAUGUUCUAAUCGUUCAUCGAAUGGAUGUUUUAUUGAAAACUGGGGGCAAGAUACGCCUAAGAUGAAUCAAGAAGAUGACGAAAAUGAUGACUUAGUUGAUGACAACGCAUCGGAAAGUUCAAUGUUAUGGCAAGCAAAAACACGUUUGCAAACAUUUGUUAAAACAACACGUAGUGAGUAUCAACAGAAUAACCAGAAUUUCGAUCAAAAUACUCGCUCAAAUAUUAAUCAUCCGUUGUACAGGGGAGACAAUCGAUGUAGUCAGAUAACUUCAACUAACAGUGAUUACUCGAAAAAAAUAAUUAUGACUGAAACAAAAUUUUAA
This is a messenger RNA of Didymodactylos carnosus, 6126 nucleotides long. Lineage: Eukaryota; Metazoa; Rotifera; Eurotatoria; Philodinida; Philodinidae. The record is from the annotation of a GenBank genome assembly.